GAGAGGCGCUGUCACGCAGGAAUCAUCCGCUAUCGGCGCUCCGUCACUGGACUGUACAGUGUGUCCUUCGUCCACGCACGACAAUAACAUUUAGAAAGCUGUUGUUCAGUAUAUUCGAUAAACAUGUCCACUACGACCGGUGGCGGAGAGUUCGGCAACCCUCUGCGGAAAUUUAAGCUGGUUUUCCUGGGCGAGCAAAGCGUGGGCAAAACUUCACUUAUCACCAGGUUUAUGUAUGACAGCUUUGAUAAUACUUAUCAGGCAACUAUUGGUAUAGACUUUUUGUCAAAAACCAUGUACCUGGAAGAUCGCACGAUUCGGCUACAGCUGUGGGACACUGCUGGGCAGGAACGCUUCCGUAGCCUCAUUCCCAGUUACAUCCGAGACUCCGCAGCCGCAGUGGUGGUCUAUGAUAUAGCAAAUCUUAACUCUUUCCAGCAAACCUCAAAGUGGAUAGAUGAUGUCAGAACAGAGAGAGGAAGUGAUGUUAUUAUCAUGUUGGUUGGCAACAAGACAGACCUGGGUGAUAAAAGGCAAGUGUCAGUAGAGGCAGCAGAGAAAAAAGCUCGGGAACUGGGGGUGAUGUACAUAGAGACCAGCGCCAAAGCUGGCUAUAACGUCAAACAGCUGUUUCGUCGUGUUGCUGCUGCUUUGCCUGGAAUGGAUAGUACACCAGAGAAGAGCAAAGAGGACAUGAUCGACAUCAAACUGGAGAAGCCUCCGGAGUUGCCCGUUACCGAAAGCAGCUGCUCGUGCUAGUAAACCACCCUCAUCCCCCAGCAGGCCCUACGCCCCCCCUCCCACUCAACCCCCUCUCACACACACACACAGCUUGCCUCUCAGUGGUCACUCACUCCUCUCACGGCCCCAUGUCACGAGCCAAGAACCCUUUCUUUCUCUUCGACUCGGUGACUUCUCAGAGUAACCGUGUGGAUGUGCUACAACUCUGAAUUCAAACGGAUUCCAAAACAUGUAUAAUAAUGGGGGGAAAACGUAAAUCAAAGCAUAUUUUAAAUGCGAAAAAUCUGUUCUGGCUGCAUGGCAUUAAAUGGGACUGCAGACUGACAUAAGCUCAUAUGCUCUUGAGUUUUCACACAUCAGUGCUGUCAUAGUCAUUGUGAAGUGUUUCAGAGCCUGGGCUGAUGUCCUCUUGUUUUUUUAAGGGCCUUUUUAAGAAAUUACACUGGAGGAAAAGGUUGAGAUUGUUGUGUUGAGAGGCUGUAAACUUCUGUUACCAAGUUGUUUUGUUUUUUAAACACACUAUUUUGUUGGCAGAAGUUAUUUAAUCUGAUUUUGAAAUGGUCAUAUCAUUAAUAUUCUGUAUAAUUGGGUGUUUUUUUUUGUGUUAUAAGCGGUAUUAGGGACCAGCUAUCAGUUAAAGGUCUUUUUGUUUCAAGAAAGAUUCACGUUCGGCCAAUAAUUGAGCAGUUUUGUUUACGAGAGAGGUCUCAUUCGAGAACAGGCUGAUUUUAUAUUCGGAGGGUUGCAUGGAGGUCGAAUGUAUUGAGUUGUGAGGGGGGGGAUUUUGGAUUUAACAUUCUUAGAAAAGGGAAAAAUUGCUUUGUAAACAUAUUUUUAUUUCAUCAAAACUAAAAGCCUAAGAUAUUUAAUGACUUAUCCACAACUUUAAUGGUAAAAACAAACCCUGUAUGUACUAACAAAACUAUGGUAACUGAGCUUGGAUAUGGAAAGCAUCAGCAAUUCACACUAAUUCCACUCAUCAUUUUCUGCCUUGUUUUUGCUGUGCGAGUGUAGGAGCAGCAUGCAGUUUAGAGACGGUUUAACACAAAAUUGCCUUGCUUGUUUUGUUGUCAUAGUGCACCAGAUCAGGCCGCAGCGCUGUGCUUUGCUCCAGCCUGUUAACAUUGCAUAGAGCUAACGAGUUUUUGAGUUUGGGAUGUUUCGAUUUCCUCUUUCGACACGGCUAUCGCUUGGUGUACAGACAUGUCUUAGUAUUGCUUGUCGUAAGACUGUUGGUUUCAUGUGUUUAUUUAUUAUCUCACUAGUUAGUGAAAGUGUGUCGUAUGCUUGACAGGAAUGGCAGCAAUGUGCAGGAAUCAAAGGUUGAUGUGUAAUUUGCAUUGCUGCCUGGCUACUGUAUCGCAAAAACCUGCUCAUGUCACUCUCCUCUUGCCACAAGUCCCAUCUGUAACGCUGGGUUUCUUCAGUAUAGCUUGAGUGGGCUUUUAUUUGCUGGCGGAAACCCCUCAGCACUGUCGCUUUUCCUCUCAUUCGACGGCAAAUCCUGAAAAACAAGGGCAUCAGGUGCGUUUUAAACGUUAACAUUUAAUAUGGUUUGAUUAUGUAAGAAUUGACAUAAGAGUGAAAACCCUCCUGAACAGCUCUGUCACUCGUCACUGACUGAAUACUCAGCUGUGUGCUCUUCUAAAGUGUGUUGGUCUGUUUGAAAUACGCUGUCUACUAGUGUUUAGCAAAGUUUGUGUGAACAAAGUACUAUUAUUAUUAUUAUAUGCUGUAAAAAAUGGAAGGUUAAAGAGACACCAAAUGUAUCACAUGAAUAAAAGAUAUUUCACCAA
Molecule: messenger RNA, 2537 nt
Organism: Danio rerio (zebrafish)
Lineage: Eukaryota; Metazoa; Chordata; Actinopteri; Cypriniformes; Danionidae
Source: RefSeq, a predicted model, not a curated record